This is a messenger RNA of Schistocerca gregaria, 819 nucleotides long. RefSeq lists its product as uncharacterized. Bases 85 to 708 code for a protein of 207 amino acids. The transcript has 6 exons. Gene Ontology annotation, biological process: regulation of exocytosis; protein secretion. The record is from RefSeq and is a predicted model, not a curated record. Lineage: Eukaryota; Metazoa; Arthropoda; Insecta; Orthoptera; Acrididae. Gene Ontology annotation, molecular function: GTP binding; GTPase activity.
UCAAAGACCCUAUUCGGUGAAGGCGCGUCUCGCUUUUAUAUACGCAGUUUCAGCCAAGCACAUUUGACGUACAACGAUCGCAGAAUGGGUUGCGCAAGUGGAAAGCCGAAACAAGGAUAUGGGCUCAACAACAUGAGCGUGAACCAAGGGGGCCAAAAGUCUCGUCCUCGCCCGGGCGCCGUCAAUCCUGAAUACGACUACCUGUUCAAGCUCCUGCUCAUAGGCGAUAGCGGCGUCGGCAAGUCGAGCCUCCUUCUGCGCUUCGCCGAUAACACAUUCACCGAGUCCUUCAUAUCCACGAUCGGUGUUGACUUCAAAAUCAGGACAAUUCCUAUCGACGGAACGACCGUUAAACUUCAGAUUUGGGACACCGCCGGCCAAGAGCGCUUCCGGACCAUCACCUCCUCCUACUACCGGGGUGCGCACGGCAUCAUUGUAGUAUACGACAUCACUCACCAGGAUACCUUCAAUAACGUGCAGAAAUGGCUCCAAGAGAUCGACCGAUAUGCCUGCGAAAAUGUCCACAAAAUACUAGUCGGCAACAAGUCCGAUCUCGUCAGCCACCGUAGAGUUCCUAUAGAAGUUGCUCAGGAAUUUGCGAACUCUCUUAAUCUCAUUUUUUUGGAAACAUCCGCCAAAAACUCGAACAAUGUAGAAGAAGCGUUUACCAAGAUGGCCAGAGCCAUCAAGGAGAAAAUCGAGGACUGAUUCGCCGCGCACCAAUUCCUUCUCUCUGCACUGCUCGGAAAAGAAUCACAUGGUUUUGCUAAUUCCCCCAUAGAGUGGCCCCUAUAUAAAAAAAUGAUAACACGUAAAAAA